Molecule: messenger RNA, 2626 nt
Organism: Mangifera indica (mango)
Lineage: Eukaryota; Viridiplantae; Streptophyta; Magnoliopsida; Sapindales; Anacardiaceae
Product: serine/threonine-protein kinase D6PKL2-like
Exons: 2
Coding region: 1018-2514 (498 amino acids)
Biological process (GO): protein phosphorylation
Cellular component (GO): plasma membrane; cytoplasm; nucleus
Molecular function (GO): protein serine/threonine kinase activity; ATP binding
Source: RefSeq, a predicted model, not a curated record
ACAACAAAUUUAGCUUGUAAAAACAAAAUCAAUUAAAGAGAAAUUAAAAUUAUUAAUAGCUCUCAUAUUUAAUUCAAAACUUCUGCUCACUUGGGCAUCGGAAUAGCGUAUAUUGCCUUGAAACUUAGGCAUGUAAUCACAGAGCCAUUACCGUCCUUUCAAAAACAUGAAAAACAAACAAAACCCAAACCAAAAACACAGAAAACAAAAACGAAAACCACUAAAGAUCAGAGCUUGGUAAAGGUUAUCGGUCACGGUUCAUCAGAAACACGGACCAAAUGGAAUCACUCAUCAUUUCUAAGCCAAAGAUUGAAACUCAAAGCUAGAGACGAACGAAUUGGAGAAAUAAGGAGAGAGACGACUGGGUUUUGAGUUGAUUUUGUUAAGACAGGGAGCUCGAGGAAAACAAGAGACUGUGUUCCGUUUUAAUAGAGGAAGAAUGGGCAAGGAUUUUGUGUCUAAAACCCUAGAUUGAAACGAUGACGUAUAGAGAAAUAGACUGCAUUGUCUUGGGUUUGCAAAGCCCAGUGGGCUCAAAUGGGCUGCAUGUUUUUUUUCAAAAUGUGACAUGUAGAUAACGUAAUCAUUCUGAUUAUUCUUUAGCCAGUUAUCACCUUUCUUUAUAAAACCAGAGUAACGGUAUCGGUUAGUGAUGUUUAAAAUUGUGUUUAUUUGUCUUCCUCGUGAAUUGGCCUUUUUUAUAAGUCUCUCUCUCUGGCCUCUUCUAUUUUUGGUCUCCGAACUGUUAACACAUUCUUGGACACUGUAAAAUCUGGGAGAGAGAGAGGAAAAAGGAAAAAAUAAAAAAAACACUCAGAACCCAAGUCACAUUUCAAAUUUGAAUGCCCUUUUAACCCUCCUUUUGAACUUGUUAAUAACUUGCGUUGUGGUAAUGUAAGCCCGCGUCUCUCACGCUCUCUUUGACCACCUCGGUCAUCGCACCCUUGACCAUCUAUAUCUCUAACAUUUCUUUCUUUGACACAUUUCAUCAAGCAAUUUCAUUACAUUCUCACAAAUAUGAAUAAGUUUCAUCAUAACUCUGCAAAUUGUGACACUGAAUCUGCCAUUAGUACCAGUCUUCAUAGUAAUAGUUUUUCUAGUAGUAGUUCCAUUUCUGUGUCUGAUAAUAGUGUUAGUAGCAACUUAAGCAAUGGCACUGUUGAGGGAAGUAAGAAUGAGAGUGAAAAGAUUAGUUUUUUAGGUAGUGUUAAUGGAAAUGAGGGUAGUUUUAGAGGUUCUUCCCUUUCAAAGCCUCACAAAGGCAAUGACAUGAAGUGGGAUGCAGUGCAAUGUGUAAAAAGUAAAGAUGGUGAGUUGGGGUUGGGGCAGUUUAGGCUGUUGAAAAAACUUGGUUGUGGGGAUAUAGGGAGUGUUUAUUUGGCUGAGUUGAGAGAGCUGGGGUGUUUGUUUGCAAUGAAAGUGAUGGAUAAAGGUAUACUAGCUGGGAGGAAGAAGAUGGUGAGAGCUCAAACUGAGAGAGAAAUUCUAGGCUUGUUGGAUCAUCCAUUUCUGCCUACACUUUAUUCACAUUUUGAGACUGAUAAAUUUUCUUGCUUAUUGAUGGAGUUUUGUAGUGGUGGAGACCUUCAUACUCUCCGCCAACGCCAGCCCGGCAAGCAUUUUUCAGAACAAGCUACGAGGUUUUACACUUCUGAAGUGCUUCUUGCACUCGAAUAUCUGCACAUGAUGGGUGUGGUUUAUAGGGACUUAAAGCCAGAAAAUGUACUGGUAAGAGAGGAUGGUCAUAUCAUGCUCUCAGACUUUGAUUUGUCAUUGAGGUGUUUUGUAAGUCCCACUCUUGUUCAAUCCAGUGAUGACCCCUCUUGUAGAAUAUCUGCAUACUGUAUUCAGCCGUCAUGCAUUGAUCCAGCCUGCAAAUUACCGGUUUGUGUGGAACCUUCUUGCUUACAACCAACCUGUUUCAAGCCUUGUUUUCUCAACUACAAGACAGUAAAGCCGAAAAGUGAAAAACUGAAUUUGACAAAUUCGGAUUCACUUCCUGUACUGAUUGCUGAACCAACUGGUGCUCGUUCGAUGUCAUUUGUUGGGACCCAUGAAUAUUUGGCUCCUGAGAUAAUUAGAGGAGAUGGUCAUGGUAGUGCUGUUGAUUGGUGGACGUUUGGUAUUUUCUUGUACGAAUUACUGCUUGGUAGGACACCAUUUAAAGGUAGUGGAAACCGGGAGACAUUAUUUAAUGUUUUAGGUCAGCCCCUAAAAUUUCCCGAUGGAUCUGCUGUCAGUUUUGCUGCUAAGGAUUUGAUCCGGGGUCUACUUGCCAAGGACCCACAAAAAAGAUUAGGAUUCAAAAGAGGUGCCACAGAGAUUAAACAGCAUCCUUUCUUUGAGGGUGUUAAUUGGCCGUUGAUUCGCAGCACUCAUCCUCCAGAAAUCCCAAAACCUUUUGAUCUCUCAUUCUUAAAUCAUAAAUCAAAGUCAUCCUUGCCUCAAAAUGACAAGGGAACUACAGAUUCAGAUAGAUCAUCAGGUUCUCAUUUAGAUUUCGAAUUUUUCUAACAAAUUUUGCAACGUUAAUGUAAUGGUUAUUCUUAAGUUGCUAUAUUGACAUUGUUCCUGUGUUAUUCAUUUGCUCAAUGAAAUCUUUUCUCAUAGCACGACAUUAUAUUAA